Chelmon rostratus (copperband butterflyfish) is the source of this 3696-nucleotide messenger RNA. RefSeq names its product minichromosome maintenance 8 homologous recombination repair factor (gene mcm8). The transcript is spliced from 23 exons. Gene Ontology annotation, molecular function: single-stranded DNA helicase activity; ATP hydrolysis activity; single-stranded DNA binding. The coding region runs from base 1 to 2658 and encodes 885 amino acids. The record is from RefSeq and is a predicted model, not a curated record. Gene Ontology annotation, biological process: DNA replication; double-strand break repair via homologous recombination. Lineage: Eukaryota; Metazoa; Chordata; Actinopteri; Chaetodontiformes; Chaetodontidae. Gene Ontology annotation, cellular component: MCM complex; nucleus.
AUGAAGGAUGUCAGUUCUGAUGCCAAUGGUCAUCACAUCAACCAGAACUCCUCCAUUGAAAUGGAGGAGGUAGGUGCUGAUGACGGUGGAGGUCACACCAGCCAGAACUCCUGCGGCCCCUCAGCCGAGGAAGAGGGAGUGGCCAUCGAGCACAUUCCCAGUGCGGAUGUGUUACAUGAAAAAGAGGAAACUAAUGAGUGGACAGGAAUCCAGGAGAGGCUCAUGGAGGGACCAUGGAGAGGAGGAGGAUCAACAGGUGGAGGAAGAGGUUCAGGGUGGAGAGGUGGAGGUGGUGUUGGCGGAGGAGGAUCGAGAAACCAUCAGAGAGUCCUUUGUCAGGCGACUCUGGAUGUGUUGUGUCCAUACAAAGGAUGGACACUGUACUUCUCUGCAGGCUUCAUAGAGAGCUCGCCUAGUGUCGAAAAAAUCAAAGCGUUUGAGAAAUAUUUCACUUCCAAGAUUCACCUGUAUGACAAGGAUGAGAUUGAGCGUCAGGGCAGUGUUUUGGUGGAUUAUGCAGACUUGACCGGAGACCGAACCGUGCGUAAAGCUCUUCCUAAUCUGACCACAGAGGUGAAGGAGCAGCCAGAGGUGAUACUCGACUGUCUGGGAUUGGCUAUUCACCAGGUAUUGACUAUUGAUUUGGAGAACCAGGCUGCUGAGCUGCAGGAGGAAGAGCUUCCUGUCGCCACACCAAUCAUCAACAUACCUCACAUUAGCGCGCGGCUGUAUAACUAUGAACCGCUGACUCCAUUGCGGAUAUUGCGUGCCAGUCUGUUUGGACGGCUGGUGUGUGUGAGGGGAACCGUGGUCAGAGUGGGCAACAUAAGACCUCUGUGUACCAGAAUGGCCUUCAGGUGUCUGAGCUGCUCACACACACAGUCUCUGCCACUGCAGCAUGGGAAAUACGCUACACCUACCAAGUGUAUCCAACCUGAGUGUCGCUGUCGUUCAUUCGCCCCCAGCCGGAGUUCUCCUCUUACUCACACUGUAGACUGGCAGAUCAUUAAGGUGCAGGAGUUGAUGGGCGGUGAGCAGAGGGAGACCGGACGAAUCCCACGCACUGUUGAGUGUCACCUGACCUCCGACCUCUGUGACAGCUGCGUCCCUGGAGACACAGUUACUGUGACAGGAAUAGUUAGAGUUACCAAUGAUGGUAGUUCCAGAGGGAAUAAGGAUCAGUGUAUGUUCCUCCUCUACCUUGAAGCCACUUCUGUCAGUAAUACUAAAGGUCAGCAGUCCAAGUCAGGUCAGGGGUCAAGAGGAUCGCUUGAAGAUCAUUCUGGAGGGGAGGAGUUCAAUCUGAAGGAGCUUUAUGCCAUCCAGGAGAUCCAAUCACAGCCUGACCUGCUGAGACUUAUCGUACACUCUUUGUGUCCUGUCAUCUAUGGCCACUUGCUGGUGAAAGCUGCUCUAGCCCUGGCAUUGUUUGGAGGUAGACAGAAACAUGUAGGCAAGAACAGCGUCCCAGUUAGAGGAGACCCACACAUCCUGAUGGUGGGAGACCCUGGACUGGGAAAGAGUCAGAUGUUACAGGCAGUGUGUAAUGUGGCUCCCAGAGGAAUCUAUGUUUGUGGCAACAGCACAAGCACCACAGGACUAACAGUGAAUUUAUCCCGAGACUCCGGAACUGGGGAUUAUGCUUUAGAGGCCGGAGCGUUGGUGCUGGCUGACCAAGGCGUUUGCUGCAUUGAUGAAUUUGAUAAGUUGGGCAACCAGCAGCAGGCUCUGCUCGAAGCCAUGGAGCAGCAGUCUGUGAGUCUGGCUAAGGCUGGAAUAGUCUCCUCUCUGCCUGCCAGAACGUCGGUUAUAGCUGCUGCGAACCCCAUUGGAGGUCAUUACAACAGAGGCAAGACUGUGUCUGAAAAUCUGAAAAUGGGCUCAGCUCUUCUCUCUCGAUUCGACGUUGUCUUCCUCCUUCUGGACAUCCCAGAUGAGUCACAUGAUCGCCACCUGUCAGAACACGUCAUGGCAAACAGGGCAGGAAGAGGCAGAGCCAGCAGUGCCAGAGUAACCAGGACCAGCAGUGAAUUAGAGACCUCCAUCCUACUCGAUCACUCAGACAUGCCGCUGUCUGAGCGUUUGCAGAUCCCUGCAGGUGAAACUGUAGACCGCAUUCCAGCAUGUCUUUUAAGAAAGUACAUCAGCUACGCCCGUCAGUAUGUCCGUCCCUCGCUCUCUGCUGAAGCUGCACAGACAAUUCAAGACUUCUACCUGUCACUGAGAUCUCAGGCACACUCUGCUGAUUCCACACCCAUCACCACUCGACAGCUCGAGUCUUUAAUUCGACUGACGGAGGCAAGAGCAAGGCUGGAUCUUAGAGAGACGGCUACCAACAGUGAUGCUGAGGAUGUGGUGGAGAUCAUGAAACACAGUCUGGCUGACACAUACUCAGAUGGUCUGGGCAAUCUGGACUUUGAGCGCUCUCAGCUUGGGUCAGGCAUGAGCCAGCGCAGUGCUGCAAAACGGCUGGUCAACGCUCUGCACUUGCAUGCCCAGAGGACCUCUCAGAAACAGUUUGACCUACAAAUGCUUCGAUCUGUGGCCAGCAGACUGAACAUCAAGGUGAUAGAUUUUGAAGGUUUGGUGAGUUCCCUGAAUGAACAGGGUUUCCUGCUGAAGAAAGGACCCAAACUGUAUCAGCUGCAGACUGUCUGAUCACUGACAACUGCAACAGAGACAGAAUACACACCUGCACGUUCCUGCAGACCUCACUACAAGGUCAGUGAUGAACUGAACAGAGUCUUCCUUUAUAGAAAAGAAACUUGAUGGUGAACCCAUUAACCAGACCAGUGUCACCAAACCACCAACCAGCAGACGACUGCAAAAACCCAAUGAAGAGACUGUAACAACCACAACAACUGACAAAGACUGGACAGAUCUCUUAACAACUAAACUACACAGCAUCACUCUGCAAACUUACAGCAACCAGUUUCCUAAAUGAGCACAAACUUUCUGCUAGAAGAUGAACAAAGCUCAGCUGACUCCAGCACACACGUAUGUUGAAAUUGUAUGCAUUCAUCUACGCACAAAAAGCUUUAAACGUAACAUGGUGUGAUUUAUUCCAGUUGUGAUUUGGUCUUGACAUUUGGACAAACAAAAUCAUUAGUGUCUCAACUCUUCAAGGAUUUAAUGUUUCACAGAUACAGUUGUCUUAAAUUUCAUAAUUAAAAAAAGAAAUAUCUGAGUUUAGGCUAGUUUACCAAACAGUCAGGUACACUUCAAUAUACAUGCUUUUGUGUUUGUACACAACAUGAUGAGUAAGGUUGGUCAUUGACAAUGUGCUGAACAUCAGAUAGAAGAGGUGAUGUACUCGAUAAAUGCUAAAUAGGCAAUUAUACUAUCUCACUGUUGAGCGUUGUCUUAUAUGUUGUUUUCCACACAGGUGAUCUUGUUCUAGAAAGACCUUGAAUUUGGUUACAGUUUACCGUAUUUUGGAAGUCACUGUUUUUCACUGUCAUGUGUUACUGCUGCCCUCAGCAGCACCACGAUAAACGCUGACACAAUGAACAUUCAUCCACUGAGAUAGUCUCUAAUCCAACUCAAACACUUAUAGAACAUUUUUUCAGUAUUGGUUGGGCUAUAGCAGGUUCAUCUAAAAACUGCUCAUGUUUACACCAUUUGCUUCUCAUUUUCAUCUCAAUCCUGAAAUGCUCUGCAUGCUCAUCUACUAAACAACUGGUUUCUUUUUGUAUG